AAGGGGUCUUAAAGCUUUUAGCCUCUGGCAGUAGCCACACUUGUCGUUUCACUCUUCACUCACUGAAAAAAUGGAGUUUUGGAGACAAUUCCUUGGUGAGUUUCAGUUUCUUCUGGUUUUUUGCGUUUUAGGUAUCUUUGGAGGAGCGGAUUCAGCCUCACCCACCUGCUCUUUCCCGGCGCUUUACAACUUCGGCGACUCGAACUCCGACACCGGAGGCAUUUCGGCCGCGUUUGAACCGAUUCAAGCGCCGUAUGGAGAGGCAUUUUUCCAUAAACCAUCAGGGAGAGACUCUGAUGGCCGUCUUAUUAUAGACUUCAUUGCCGAGAGAUUGGGAUUGCCAUACUUGAGUGCUUACUUAAACUCACUGGGGACAAGUUACAAGCACGGUGCAAACUUUGCAACCGGAGGUUCAACCAUUAGGAGGCAAAACGAGACCAUUUUUGAAAAUGGGAUCAGCCCGUUUUCGCUUGAUAUGCAGAUUGCGCAGUUCAACCAGUUUAAAGCGCGGACUCGGGAUCUUUAUCAGCAAGCCAAGACUUCCUAUGAAAAGAGCAGAUUGCCAAACCAAGAGGAUUUUGCCAAGGCGCUUUACACAUUUGAUAUAGGGCAGAAUGAUCUUUCCGUUGGUUUUAGGAGACUGAGUUCCGACCAACUUCUCGCAGCUAUACCGGACAUUGUCAACCAGUUGGCCAAGGCAGUCCAAAAUAUAUAUCAACAGGGAGGGAGGUCAUUUUGGAUUCACAACACCAGCCCGAUCGGGUGUAUGCCUGUCAACUUUUUCUACAAUCUUAAUCCACCACCUAGUUAUGUUGACCAGUAUGGCUGUGUCAAGACUCAGAAUGACAUGGCAGUAGAAUUCAACAGACAGCUCAAGGACAGAGUGAUCAAACUAAAAUCAGAGCUUCCAGAAGCUGCUAUAACAUACGUUGAUGUCUACGCAGCAAAAAUUAGAAUGAUUGGUAAUGCAAAAGCUGAAGGAUUUUCGGAUCCAUUGAAGGUCUGCUGCGGUUAUCAUGUGAAAUACGACCACGUCUGGUGUGGGACGAAAGCACUUGUGAAUGGAAGUGCAGUGUUUGGUGCGUCUUGUGAAAAUCCUGCUACUUCUAUCAGUUGGGAUGGAGUUCACUACACCCAGGCUGCUAAUCAGUGGGUUGCUAAUCACAUUCUCAAUGGUUCCUUGAGUGAUCCGCCAACUCCAAUCACUCAAGCAUGCCACAGGCAUUAGAGUUUAUGAUAGCAUGUAUUAAGAUUAAGAAUCAGAGUGAAAAGAAUAAUAAUAAAAAAAAUAGUUCUAAAAUGUGCAUCAGAAAGCGGAGUUUGAGAAUCAACUGGAUUGAAACCAGAAAGUCGAUCUCUCCUUCUAGACCUUAUAAUUAUGCGGGGUUACCUUAUUUAUUCAUGACCGUUUCUCUCCCUAAACAUGGCUAUAUCUGGUUUACCUCUCUAUUACUAAAUAUAAUCUGAAGCUCAUAAAUUUCACAUUACCAUGGCAAUUAAUU
Morus notabilis is the source of this 1502-nucleotide messenger RNA. RefSeq names its product GDSL esterase/lipase At5g14450. The transcript is spliced from 5 exons. Bases 71 to 1228 code for a protein of 385 amino acids. The record is from RefSeq and is a predicted model, not a curated record. NCBI's taxonomy places the organism in Eukaryota, Viridiplantae, Streptophyta, Magnoliopsida, Rosales, Moraceae. Gene Ontology annotation, molecular function: hydrolase activity, acting on ester bonds.